Bufo gargarizans (Asiatic toad) is the source of this 5348-nucleotide messenger RNA. RefSeq names its product eukaryotic translation initiation factor 2 alpha kinase 3 (gene EIF2AK3). Lineage: Eukaryota; Metazoa; Chordata; Amphibia; Anura; Bufonidae. The record is from RefSeq and is a predicted model, not a curated record. The coding region runs from base 95 to 3346 and encodes 1083 amino acids. Gene Ontology annotation, molecular function: protein kinase activity; ATP binding; protein binding. Gene Ontology annotation, biological process: protein phosphorylation. The transcript is spliced from 17 exons.
AGUCUACUCUAUAACUACAGAGGUGUCAUGGCGGCGCGGAGGGAGGACGUGUUAUGCUGACGCUUUGGCGCUUCGUUCAGAUGUUCGCUUGGCCAUGGAGGCCCGGGGCCUGUGCAGCUGGUGGCCGCUCGGCCUGUGCCUCACCGCGCUGCUGCUGAUACGAGCGGCCGCUGCCGGGCUGGUGGAGCAGGGAGCUCCGGGGAGAGACGAGGGAUACCCCUGGGAGGAGCAGGACGAGCGCGGCAGCAGCAGCCUCAGUUCUCUGGCGCCCGGCCUCGGGGCUGCUGCGGCCUUUCCGGCUGGAGAUGUGAUCGUGGAGGACGAUGAGUCCGGGGCCGAGCAGGAGGAGGGCGGCCGGGAGCAGAGCAGACCCAGGUCCCUGGUGAUUAUCAGUACAUUGGAUGGGAGAAUAGCGGCUCUGGACGCAGAGAACCACGGCAGGAAGCAGUGGGACCUGGACGUGGGCUCGGGGUCUCUCGUGUCCUCCAGCCUUAGUAAACCAGAGGUCUUUGGUAAUAAGAUGAUCAUCCCCUCCCUGGAUGGAGACCUCUUUCAGUGGGACCGGGACAGAGAGAGCAUGGAAGCCGUUCCGUUCACAGUGGAGUCCCUCCUAGAGUCGUCAUACAAGUUUGGCGACGAUGUCGUGUUAGUUGGAGGAAAGUCCCUGACAACUUAUGGGCUCAGCGCCAGCAGUGGAAAGGUGAAAUACAUCUGUUCUGCCAUGGGCUGCCGGCGGUGGAGUGGUGAGGAGGAGGGGGAGCAGGACGAUAUCCUCUUAUUACAUCGAAAGCAGAAAACCGUGCGUGCAGUGGGGCCUCGAAGUGGGAGUGAAAAGUGGAAUUUCAGUGUUGGUCAUUUUGAACUGCGUUACAUCCCAGACAUUGAGCGAGGCGUGGGUUUUAUCGAAGGCCACGUUGAACCCACUGGUGGCACAGAUGACUCUAAAAUCAUCGCUGACGUUGAUGAUCCAGAGGCCGGCACGAAGGACGUUCUCAUCAAGGUCUCUGUGGCCGACUGGAAGGUCAUGGCCUUUAACCGCCAACUGGGGCACCUGGAGUGGGAGCAUCAGUUCUGCACCCCCAUAGCCUCGGCCUGGUUAGUCAGAGAUGGGAAGGUGGUGCCCAUCAAUCUGUUUGAUGACACGAGUUACUCAUCAAAUGAUGAUGUCCUGGAGGAUGAAGAGGAUCUUGUGGAAGCUGCUAGAGGAGCCACAGAGUCCAGCUUCUACCUCGGGAUGUACCGGGGGCAGCUCUAUCUGCAGGCUUCUGUUCGGCCAUCAGAGAAAUUUCCAGUGAAUCCGACAGCGUUGGACACCAGGAAGGACGGUAACGCCAUAAUAUCUCUGCCGAGGAUCAAGUGGAAGCCUUUAAUACACUCUCCUUCCCGGACGCCUGUGUUGGUUGGGUCGGACGAGUUUGAUAAAUGUCUCAGCAAUGAUAAGUUCUCUCAUGAGGAGUACAGCAACGGGGCCCUGUCUGUGCUCCAGUAUCCGUAUGAUAAUGGGUAUUACCUGCCCUACUACAAGAGGGAGCGCAGCAAGCGAGGGACACAGAUCACCAUUGGGAUACUGGAGAACCCAAACUACAAGAACAUUCGUAAGAAGGAUCCUGUGGUGCUUCUCCCCUGGUGGAAGGAGAUAAUCGGCACCAUCCUGCUGUGCAUCACCGCCACUACAUACAUCGUCCGCAAGCUCUUCCAGCCAACUAACAGCGCCAGGAAGAGGAAAGAAUCGGAGACGCAGUGUCAGACGGACAAUAAGUAUGAGCCCGAGAGUGGAGAGCUGACGGAGAGCAGAAGUGACUACAACGGCUGUGGAUAUGUGUCCAGGUAUCUCACUGAUUUUGAACCAAUCCGCUGUUUAGGACGCGGAGGCUUCGGAGUGGUAUUUGAAGCUAGAAAUAAAGUUGACGAUUGUAACUAUGCCAUCAAGAGGAUCCGGCUUCCUAAUAGGAAGCUGGCCAGAGAGAAGGUGAUGCGGGAAGUCAAGGCGCUGGCCAAACUGGAGCAUCCUGGGAUUGUGCGCUACUUCAAUGCUUGGCGUGAAGAGCCGCCAGAGCUGUGGCAAGAGAAAAUGGAUGAGCUGUGGCUCAAAGAUGGAUGCACCGAGUGGCCCCUCAGCUCCCCUACUCCUAUGGAUGGCCUCUCCAUCAAGAUUCGGAGUGCAGACCCCUUCUCCAUGAAGGAGCAGGUAGAAGUCCUCACCCCUUCUUCAGAAAGUCAGUGCUCUCUGUCCACCAGGUUUAUGGCUGUUGAUCCAAGACGACCACGGGGACGAUCGUUUCCUCGCCACUUCUCUACAGAGGAUGACGCCGUGGUGAACCUGCAGGACAGUUUCCUUACAGACUGUGACCUGGAGCACAGCACAAUGGAUGACGAGGACAUGGGCGUUCCUUACGAGCCUCGAGAUCUUGGAUUACAUGAGAGAACCUCCUCCUCCAUCAUCUUUGAAGACUCUGGUUGCGACAACUCAUCCAAUAAUUUAGAAAACAGGACGGAUGUGUCCGUUGUGGUUACGACCAGCGAGUUUUCUCAGGGAGACUCCUCCAGCGAGAGUAAACCCACCUCUCCAAGCACUUUGUCCAUUUCGCCUCCCAGACCGAAAACCCUGAACUUGGACUUAACCAAAAAUAUGGCUGAGAAGCUGAACCCUAGCUCUCCUAAGGUGUACCUCUACAUACAGAUGCAGCUGUGCCGCAAGGAGAACCUUAAAGACUGGAUGGAGGCGCGCUGCACGCUGGAGGACCGGCCACGGGCUGAGAGCCUCAAUAUAUUUCUGCAGAUUGCAGAAGCUGUUCAGUUUUUGCACAGCAAAGGCCUGAUGCACAGGGAUCUCAAGCCUUCCAACAUAUUCUUUACAAUAGACGAUGUGGUGAAGGUGGGAGACUUCGGGUUGGUGACCGAGAUGGACCAAGAAGAAGAUGAAGAAACUGUUCUGACGCCCAUGCCAGCCUAUGCCCGACACACUGGGCAAGUGGGAACCAAACUGUACAUGAGCCCCGAACAGAUGUGCGGCCAGAGUUACUCUCACAAGGUGGACAUCUUCUCCCUGGGACUCAUCUUAUUUGAGCUGCUGUAUCCGUUCAGUACCAACAUGGAGAGGGUGCAGAUAUUAACAGACUUGCGAGACCUGAAGUUUCCAGCCCUGUUCACACAGCAAUAUCCCCAAGAGCACACCAUGGUCCGGCACAUGCUUUCUCAUAACCCAAGUGAGCGGCCCGAAGCUGAAGAAAUUAUAGAGAGCCCCAUGUUUGAGAACAUUGAACUUCCCGGAAAGCUGACGCUCAGGCAGAGAUCCCGGACACUGAGCACCUCCGGCCUGAAAAGCCUCAAACAUUCCAGCAAGUGAUCGCCUCUGUCUCCUGAACCAGAAGGGCUGUACCCGUUCAGAACCCCUCACGUCUCCGUUCACAGGGGGUUCGCAUCGGAUUCGUACUGGCACAAGACAUGUUUUAUACAGUUUGUUGGACGUUUUAUACCAUUUGUUGAAUGUCUAUUGUAAUGAUGAAGAGCACAAUGUACCUGGCGGCGAUAUGAAGAGUUCAUGUUCUGUACGUUUCCUUGAUCCCGUUAGUAAUGGCCGUCUAUUAGGACGAGCGUUUUUGAUCGGAUCUGUACUUAAAGGGCACCACACCUAUUAAGGGCCACUGUAGCCUUCUAGAAGAUUAUGUGUAGGGCUCAAUUAAUUUUUUUUUACAUGACGAGAAGCACAGACUGGGAGAACGUUGGAGGGGUUUAUAAGAGAAAUAUUUUUCUAUGUCUUGAAGGCUUCAGGUGACUUGUAAGAUUUGUCAUUGAAAGCAAGUUUCUUAUAGGAAGAUUACAAAAUGGUGGAAUAAUGGGAGAAAUUACCGACUGUCUAUUUCUAAUUGAUUAACCCAAUUUUAAACGGGGGCUGUUUUUUUUUUUUUUUUUGUUUUUUUUAUUGUAUUCUUCAUAAAAUAACAAUUCAUUUUUCUUAUCGCCAUGCAUUAUGCUAUUCCUCUGUUAUUCCUCCUACCUAAACAGCUGGGUAUUACCAGUUGGGGAUGGGUCCCCACAGAGACUGGCAUUACCGAUCAGUGCCGAUGCACAAAUUCAGGAGGAAUAACAGAGGAACAACACAGAAUUGUAAGAAAAAAACGCACCAGAAUUGUUAGUUCACAGGGAAUACAAGAGGUGACAUCUUGAUUUAAUCUACAUAUAUCUUGGUGAGGACCUUUCCUAAAACUUAGCUUUGCUUCUCUCAGUUGUGUCUUAUACUCCAGUCACAGCUAGAGCUGCAUUCGUAAAUUCUUCUGGAACUUCUGCUGCUUACACAUCCCAUACUUUUAUGGUUCCUGGCUGAUGGAGUGUUUAUACCGGACCUUGCGUUAGAGCAUGAUGCACGAAUAGGGUCCUGGUCCUACUCCCCCCUAAUACAGACACAAAAAAGCGCUCAUGUCUCAGCCAACUAAAGGGGUUAUUGGGUGUAGAAGAAUAACUCCCCCAUGUCUGUUUGGGGUCUGCAGAGCGGUGGGCGAAAGCUGCAAUACCGGACACAUCCCCCUCCCCUCUAGCGCAGACACUGAACCAGCAGGGGGGUGUUGUCAGAUGUGAAAGUAGAGCUAGAAACAAACAGCCUUCUUUCUCUGUGUUAAAUGUUCUGCCUGUGACACAAGAUCAAUACAAGAGAAGUAAAGCUAAGUUUUUGCCAAGUCCCUCGUCGUUCUUUGUAGAUGUGUGAACGGAGCUUCAUCAGCUAAAUCCUUUUUUUCAUAGCGAUUCAGGAUGAUGGAUGGCGCUGGAUCGGCUGCCGGAAUUUAACUCCUUGUGCUCUUUAAACUGUACUUGUUAAUGUUGCACCUGUUUUUAUAUGUCUGACUCUUCCUAAUCUGCAAUGGAAAGAAGACUAGACUCUUCAUCUAGACCUGUACCUCACCAUUUGAUCUGCCCACCCUCCUUGACUUUGCACAGUGAAGUGACGCCUUUGCCUUACCUGCAGUCAAACUCAUUUGGUCUGCAGAAAAAAAAGUCUCGAUUGCACUAGGAGUCGGUUUUGCUGACGCCACCGUUCUCUCUCGAUGGUAAUUUGACUUGUACAUUCUUGUUGUUUUUUUUUUUUUAAAUGUUUUUAUUAGUUUAUGAUUAUUUUCUCUCUUAAUGUCUUACUUGCUACAAGUUCUGUAACCACCACUUACAGGCUUGUGAAUCAUUUAAGGGGUUAAAUUGUGCUUGUUUCUUAUGUACAUAUGUUUUAUUUAUAAAGCACAGUCAAUCCAUUGGGUUGGUGCUGUACAGCGCACUUAUCACAGAUCCAGAACAGUUAAGUGCAUUACAUUAUGUGACUUUUUUCAAGUCUAAGUGAUUUAAUAAAAAAAUGUUUUAUUUAU